AACUAAACUUUCUAUGGGAAUAAAGUGAACCAAGAAAAAAAACUGAUUUUCUAUUAAAAUCUAUCAGCAUCAUCCAUUGUCUUCGCCCGACCUUGUUCUUCUCCUCGUCCGCGUGCUCCUUCCUGCCUUCUUCCCAUCCCGAAUUCACCUCGCCGGCGGCCGGGUCGUCGCACCCUCCUCCCGGCUCCCGCCAUCAUCGAGAAGCCUCCUUCCACCGACGCGCGUCGCUACGAAUUCUGCUCUCCUAGGCGUCGCCCGCCUGCUCCUCCCCUCUACUAGUGCCGGAUGUGCCGAUCCAUCCGGGCUUGGAUCGAUCCCUUCUUUUGUUGAUAUUUGAACAUAUUGACGUCCGUGUCAAUGCGAUAAGGAUUUGUGUUGAUUUGGUAUCCAAAGAUGGGAGACGGGGUGGCUUUUGAGGCUGCUAGGAAGAUCAUCAUGCACCCGCUUUAUGCGCCAAGGUCUUCACCUUGGCUUGACUUGAAGGUGUUCUAUGUAAGGGUGAGCAAUUGCAUGGCUGAUGAGUCGGCACCAGAGCAUCUCAUGCUCAACCACAUCCCUUUGUCACCUGAUACUGUUAUCGAGGUGAAUGGUCAGCGGAGCAGCAUGCACACUGAGUUCAUCUCAUCGUCACUUAGGAGGGACAGGGUUGACAAAAGGACCGAAGAAGCUACAUUUGUGAGCACGGAUAAUAUAAGGAUGACAGGGAGCGUGAGGUUCCAGGUGUUUGACAAGAAUGAUCUCUUGCUCACAGGGGACCUAGAUUUAUGCAAUGUAAAUGGAGUAGUUGGGGGAUCGAAGAACAACAGCAAGAAAUGGAAUAUGAAGUGUCAAUCAACAACAUCAUGUAAUGGCUUCUUGAAGGGAAGGCUGUCCACAGGUUCAGAAUAUGUACAUCCUGUGAUAGAGGUUUAUGUUGCCGGCACUUUCUGUGGCACACCUAUUAUAUUAACAAAGGCGAUCCAGCUUAUAUCACGGAGGAAGUCUGAAAUGAAACUAAAGCUUGAUUCCAUCCCUGAGAAUGAAGCAACUGAACAACAGAAAGAAGAUUCAGCUGAAGACUAUUUGAAGGUAUCAGAAUUCCAGGAUUCCAAAGCUGAGACGGAUGUGGAUGUUGACUAUAACAGUUUGUACUCAAGGCAAGACUUUCUAGAGGGCGAGGAUGGUGAGCUUUCAUGGUUUAAUGCUGGUGUCCGUGUUGGUGUCGGAAUCGGCCUUGGUGUUUGUGUGGGUAUCGGAUUGGGUGUCGGCCUGCUGGUUCGUACAUACCAAAGCACCAGUAGGAACUUCAGGAGGCGACUGCCCUGAUGGCCAAAUGUUCCCAUGGACAUAGAUGUGUAUUUUACCUUGCCCAUUUAGGAAGCUAACUGUCCAGUCCACCUUUCCUGUCCAUGCUAGUCAUAGAUGAGUGCGCCUUUUUGUUCUUCCAUUUCUGCAGUCACUCUUGGUAUCUGAUGCUUUCUUGUUUGUAGUGCCAAUCAUUUUUGCCCCUUGAGAUGUAAAUACGAGUCUGUAUAUCAAAAUAAGAGUGGAGUCACUUGUUGUUACUGUGAGCAUAAAGUUGUUCUCUCUGGAUUCUGGGGUCCGGAAUUAAAUGAGUUUUUUAAGGGGACGGAAUUAAAUGUGUUGAUGAA
Molecule: messenger RNA, 1631 nt
Organism: Phragmites australis (common reed)
Lineage: Eukaryota; Viridiplantae; Streptophyta; Magnoliopsida; Poales; Poaceae
Exons: 3
Coding region: 394-1305 (303 amino acids)
Molecular function (GO): phosphoglycerate dehydrogenase activity
Source: RefSeq, a predicted model, not a curated record